Molecule: messenger RNA, 3095 nt
Organism: Trematomus bernacchii (emerald rockcod)
Lineage: Eukaryota; Metazoa; Chordata; Actinopteri; Perciformes; Nototheniidae
Product: nuclear factor 7, brain-like
Exons: 2
Coding region: 183-1568 (461 amino acids)
Molecular function (GO): protein binding; zinc ion binding
Source: RefSeq, a predicted model, not a curated record
AGUUUGUUAUUCUCCCUCACUGCAGAGAGAGAGACGGACUGAAAAACAGACGAUCACAUUCACCUUCAGACCAAACUAACAACUUCCUCUGAGUUCAGCUACAGGAGAGAAAAGUGGAAACUACAACCCUGCUGCUUCAACCUGCGGACCCUCCCCCCCCUGAAGCUUCACUCAGAGACAACAUGGCGUCCAGGUUAGAGCAAGAUCUCUGCUGUCCGGUCUGUAAGGAAGUCUUUAGAGAUCCUGUUGUUCUGUCCUGUAGCCACAGCUUCUGUAAAGCCUGUCUGCAGACCUGGUGGAGAGAGAGACCAUCACGAGAGUGUCCAGUCUGUAAGACAGAAUCUUCAAGAAGAAAACCUCCCUGUAACCUGGUGUUGAAGAACACGUGUGAGACCUUCUUACUGGAGAGAGAUCAGGGAUCUCCUGAGGCUCUCUGCAGUCUGCACUCUAAGAACCUCAGACUCUUCUGUCUGGACCAUCAGCAGCCAGUGUGUCUCGUCUGCAGAGAUUCAAAAACACACACCAAUCACAGAAUCAGACCCAUCGAUGAAGCUGCUCAGGGUCUCAGAGAGGAGCUCCAGAAAGCUCUGCAGCCCUUUCAGGAGAAACUGAAGCUCUUUGAAAAAGUGAAAGUGAAGUUUGAUCAAACAGCAGGACACAUGAAGGUCCAGGCUCAACACACAGAGACGCAGAUUAAGAAGCAGUUUAAGAAGCUUCACCAGUUUCUAGAAGAGGAAGAGGAGGCCAGGAUGGCUGCACUGAGGGAGGAAGAGGAGCAGAAGAGGAUGACGAUGGAGGAGAAGAUGGAGGCUGUGAGCAGAGAGAUAGCAGCUCUUUCACACACAGUCAGAGACACAGAGGAGGAGCUGAGAGCUGAAGACGUCUCCUUCCUGCACAACUACAAGGCUGCAGUGGAGAGGCUGCAGCGCCCCCUGCUGGAGGAUCCACAGCUGCCCUCAGGAGCUCUGAUAGACCAGGCCAAACACCUGGGCAACCUCAGCUUCAACAUCUGGAGCAAGAUGAAGGACAUGGUGUCAUAUUAUCCUCUCAUCCUGGACCCAAACACUGCUCAUCCAGAACUCAUCCUGUCUGAAGAUCUGACCAGUGUGAGAGCAGGAAGGAGACAGGAACUUCCUGAUAAUCCAGAGAGGUUUGAUAAAUACGGCUUUGUCCUGGGCUCUGAAGGCUUUAACUCAGGGACUCACAGCUGGGAUGUCCAGGUUACAGACGGUACACUCUGGUUUCUGGGUGUGUUAGCAGAGUCUGUCCAGAGGAAGGGAAGCAUGAAGUCUGGAUCAUGGAUGAUAGGUUUCUAUAAAGGUAAAUACUCAGCACGGUCACCAUCAGCUCCAUCCACUCCUCUCAGCCUGAAGAAGGAGCUCCAGAGGGUCAGAGUGGAUCUGGACUGGAACAGAGGAGAGCUGUCGUUCUCUGAUCCUGACACUAACACACACAUACACACCUUCACACACACUUUCACUGAGAGGGUGUUUCCAUUCAUUCUCACUGUGGAGGAAGUGAAGAUAUUACCGCUGAAGGUGUGUGUGACAGUGGAUCAGAGCAGGUAGAGAUGAACAGGAUCAUUCACUGACCUCUGCAGCACCUCCUGUCCGCCUGCUCAUUCCACACACACACACACACACACACACACACACACACACACACACACACACACACACACACACACACACACACACACACACACACACACACACACACACAGAUGAUUAUCCGGUCAGAUGAACAGAUAGACAGUUUGUCAGGCAGAUUGAUCAGUCACUUAUAAGUCAUUUAAACACUUAAUGAGUUAAUCAGUACAACAUGACUGACACACGGUGCCACUCGCACUCUGAGUGUGUGCGUGUGUGUGUGUGUGUGUGUGUGUGUGUGUGUAUUGUUUUCUCUGCCUGUUUAUAGCCUGAGGGAAGAUAAUGUGUCUGUUUGUAGGUAUCUUGAAUUCUAUUAAAACCAGCAGACUUAUAUUUUUCGUUCUCAUUUAUGACUGUUUACCUCAAAAAUAUCCUCCAAUGGUUGUGGUGAUGGAAAAGUUGACAAAAAAACUAUUUUAUUGAAUGUGUUAUACCCUUAUGACCCUGACAACACAUUUCCACCAAUUUAUUGCAAUUGUGCAUGUCCCUGAUUGGCCAUUAGGUCCAUUCAAUCAAAGAAAAUAGUAAAUUAUGUGCCAUUUUUACCUUUUAAAAUACCAAUUGUAACACCAUUCAUUGCCUGAAGCCCAUCGGUCCCUAUGUAUUAAUGAUUAAUACUCAAAAGCAACAACAAAACACACAUUAAGGAUUCAUUUAUUCCCCUUUAACCUCUCAACUAUACCCUUAAAACACAGCCCUUAAAACACAGCCCUCACAUCCAGCGUUUACUCAAUGCUGCACACUUUAAGUUGUUGUAAUGCACCGAGGCCUACUGUAACAUUCAGGGACUUAUGAAACAAAAGGUUCGGCCCCUGAAUGGCCCAGUGUCAAGGAUUACUUCUCAGACAAAUUCUCCAGCAACAAAGCCUCCAUUGUGCCCCGUCCGGACCCUCGAAUUAGCAGCAGGGGCGACUGCACGCUCAACUGCACUCUCUGAAGAUUUACCCCAAAUGCUGCCCUUUUUAAAUGUCCACAAGAAUAAAAUGAGAAAGAUUAAAUAUAUAUAAACAUGGAUCUAAAAAAUGAAUCCAAUUGAUAUCUCUCUAGGGGGUCUAAAUAGAUUAAAAUAGAUGGAAAUUAAAGUGUGCAUAAUCUAUUUAACACUGGGUUUAAUCUAAAACAUGGAUUAUGUGACAUCUGUCAAAAAAAGGGGCAAUUGUGUCACUCUUUUUUAGCUUGUGAAAUGCAUUUUUUAACGCCCUUGUUUGAUUGUUAGAACCAAGUUAUUUUUAUUUCCUUUUUUACUUUGAAGGGGUUUUUGACUUUCUCUAAUGGCCUUCACUUUAAACCCAGGGGACUCAGUUUAAUCUGCCUCUGUUAAAGAAGGAAAUAUGGAAUGCAGAGGAGGACUUCCGGAUGUGACUUUCAAAAUAAAAUCCCUUUUGACAAACAGUGCCCAGAAGUCUCAAAUGGACUGCAACUCAAUGGGAAUGUGAUAUCCUAUUG